This is a messenger RNA of Lagopus muta (rock ptarmigan), 5625 nucleotides long. RefSeq names its product UBX domain protein 7 (gene UBXN7). NCBI's taxonomy places the organism in Eukaryota, Metazoa, Chordata, Aves, Galliformes, Phasianidae. The coding region runs from base 2060 to 3430 and encodes 456 amino acids. Gene Ontology annotation, molecular function: ubiquitin binding. Gene Ontology annotation, cellular component: nucleus. The transcript has 11 exons. The record is from RefSeq and is a predicted model, not a curated record. Gene Ontology annotation, biological process: proteasome-mediated ubiquitin-dependent protein catabolic process.
GACGGACGCGGCGUGCGUGCUUUGGGGCUCCGCGGGCACGGCACCCGCAAACGGGAGUGCUGGGGAGUUACGGGGCCUGGGAUCUUCUGACGGAAACCAGCUGGACUAAACCAUUGCCGCUAUGAAAGAAGAAGCGUCUUUCGUUUCGGCGAGCUCCCGUGUGUGUCUGGUGUUUUCGUUCUCAGCGGUGCCUGAGAGAAGGCCGAGUAGAGCUGUGCUGUUUGCCCAGCAGCCCUCUGCGCAUAUAGCUGGGUGAUGGAGAUGUCUAAACCCUGCUCCUGAUCUUCAAAACAGAAAACAAGAUCCUGCUGGGUUCUGCCCACCUACCUCUGAAAGAGAGGUUUGAGGUUCUGUUUGUUGUAAUAGAAUGUAAGGUUCUGUUUAGAGGUGAGUUCUUGCAGAGUUGUCUGACCCUGUGGCACAGUGACAGGUGCUGCACAGCACACCCUCAAUGGUCUGUCAUCAGCCUGCACCUUUGGUGUGAACCUGCUUCCUCAGGGGGGUAGACAGAUGCUCCAGCCCCUAUGGUUCUGUGUAAGUGCACAGAAUUACCCACGUUUGUGUGGAAAAGGUGAAAUGAAUUCCAUCAGACCAGAAAGCCAGCUGUGUUCUGGGCUGCAUUAAAAAGGGGUGGCCAGCAGGGAGAGGGAGGUGAUGGUCUCCCUCUUCCUGGCUCUUGUGAGGCCCCAUCUGCAGCACUGCAUCCAGGCCUGGGGCCCCCAGCACAGGAAGGACGUGGAGCUCUUGGAGCAGGUCCAGAGGAGGGUACUGAGAUGAGCAGAGGGCUGGAGCACCUCUCCUAUGAGGAAAGGUUAAGGGAACUGGGCUUGUUUAGCUUGGAGAAGAGAAGGCUCCCAGGAGACCUUGUGGCCUUCGAGUACUUGAAGAUAGCAUAUAAACAGGAGGGGGGACGGCUGUUUGUGAGGGUGAAUAGUGAUAGGACAAGGGGGAAUGGUGUUAAACUGAGACAGGGGAGGUUUAGGUUGGAGAUUAGGAGGAAGUUUUUCACCCAGAGGGUGGUGAGGCACUGGCACAGGUUGCCCAAGGAGGCUGUGGAUGCCCCAACCCUGCAGGCAUCCAAGGCCAGGCUGGAUGUGGCUCUGGGCAGCCUGGUCUGCUGGUUGGUGACCCUGCACACAGCAGGGAGUUGAAAUUAGAUGAUCACUGUGGUCCUUUUCAACCCAGACCAUUCUAUGAUCUGCUUCCAGCACACCUGAUGGUGAGCAGCAGUCACAGAAUCACAAAGUCUGGAAAAGACACUAUAAACAUCAAAUCCAGCUGUCAGCCCAUGUCUGCUAACCCACAGUCCUUGAAUAUACUUCUCAGACAGCAGUUUUUUUUUCUUUGGUGCUCUCAUCCAGAGAAGUGUUAAGAGAGUAUAAGUCCUGUGUAUCUUUACAGAUGAAAUUACGAGAUGAAAUUUCUUUCAAAUCUUGCAGAAUAAUUAGAAUUUCUGUUUGCCAGCAGGAGCACUGAGAACAUUGGUGUGAUGCUGUUUUCCUUAGGACUGAGGAAGAUUUGGUACGAACGCAUUGUAUAUUCAUGACUUUAAAAAGCAGAAGGUCGAAUAGAAUUUUUCUUCUGGUCCUCCUAAAUGAACAGCACGGUGUGACUGUGCAGUGAGGUUGCAGGCUGUGUGUAUAUUCCACAAUCUUCAGGUAUUGCUUCGUUUCUGCAGCUGGUGUUGAAGUGAGCUCCUGAAAAUAUGAAAGAGCAGUUACAGUGGAAAACUGUUAGAUGCUUUUGUGUUUGAUUGGGGAUGGUACUAGUUCAUUCUGCACUCUUAUUUUAACUAAGGUCCUCAAGCUUAGCUGAAUACCAUUGGGGUACUCUUGUGGCAGGUUGGUUCUUGGGUUGUUUUUCUUUUUUGAAAAGUUACCUUGGUCAGCUCAGCUUCCCUUGUGGUGUAAUAUAGUGGCACAGGUCAUUUAGUAUUGCUUUAUCUCAACAGAUUCAAAGUGUGUUCAGUGUAUCAGUCUGUUUAAUCUAAAGCUCUGAGUACUUCCUGGAAAAUCUCAGGACACCCAAUGAAAGUGCCAGUGAAAGCGUGGGAAAACAUAUGCUUGAAGCAUGCAACAACAACCUGGAGAUGGCUGUCACCAUGUUUCUGGAUGGUGGAGGCAUAGCAGAGGAGCCCAGCACCAGCUCUGCAGCAGUGUCUGCAGUUCGGCCACACACCGAGGAUGAAGUACGAGCUCCAAUUCCACAAAAACAGGAAAUUUUAGUAGAGCCUGAGCCCUUGUUUGGAGCUCCUAAGAGACGCAGACCUGCGCGUUCAAUAUUUGACGGCUUCCGGGAUUUUCAGACAGAAACCAUUCGACAGGAACAGGAGCUACGAAAUGGAGGAGCAGUAGAUAAGAAACUCACUACUCUAGCAGACCUCUUCAGGCCUCCCAUUGAUCUGAUGCACAAAGGCAGCUUUGAGACGGCCAAGGAGUGUGGUCAGAUGCAGAACAAAUGGCUCAUGAUAAACAUUCAGAACGUGCAAGAUUUUGCGUGCCAGUGUCUGAACCGCGACGUGUGGAGCAAUGAGGCUGUGAAGAACAUCAUCAGGGAGCACUUCAUUUUUUGGCAGGUCUAUCACGACAGUGAGGAGGGGCAGAGGUACAUACAGUUUUAUAAAUUAGCAGACUUCCCUUAUGUCUCCAUCCUGGAUCCCAGGACAGGCCAGAAACUAGUGGAGUGGCACCAACUGGACGUGACCUCUUUCUUGGACCAAGUGACCGGGUUCCUGAGUGAGCACGGGCAGCUGGAUGGGCAUUCUACCAACCCUCCCCAAAAAUGCUCCCGUUCGGAGAGCCUCAUUGAUGCCAGUGAGGACAGCCAGCUGGAAGCUGCUAUCAGAGCUUCGUUACAGGAAACACAUUUUGAUUCCUCACAGGCCAAGCAGGAGAGUCGAUCAGACGAGGAAUCUGAGUCAGAGCUUUUUUCUGGAAGUGAAGAGUUCAUUUCUGUUUGUGGAUCUGAGGAGGAGGAGGAAUCGGAGAAUCCUGCCAAGUUGAGGAAGUCUCCACACAAAGACUUGGGGUACAAAAAGGAGGAAAGCCGGAGGCCUCAGCCUGAGCCCCCUGCAAGGACUGAGCCUGGGACAACAUCAAAUCAUAGGGUACUGCCCUGCAUUGAUGCAGGGGUCGUGGAGGAACCAGCUGACAAGCCUGAAAGUAUGUUGCAGGGCCUAGAUGUGAAUGGACCAAAGGCGCAGCUGAUGCUAAGGUAUCCAGAUGGAAAGAGAGAACAAAUUUCACUGCCUGAACAAGCUAAACUUCUGGCUCUUGUGAAACAUGUCCAGUCAAAAGGGUACCCCAACGAACGCUUUGAACUCCUCACCAACUUCCCUCGAAGGAAACUCUCUCACCUGGACUAUGAGAUCACAUUACAGGAGGCAGGCCUGUGUCCUCAAGAGACUGUCUUUGUGCAGGAAAGGAAUUAGCACCGUGGCCUGAGUUCUCCCAGCCUUCCUCCCCUCUCCUCUUUGCCUAGGACACCAACUCGUUGAUAUGCAGUUGAGGGUCAUAGGAUUGCAGUGCUAAAAUCAGGCAGGCAGCUGUCUGGCCCUUCUCUCUCUUCUUCCCUUCUGCUCUAGUGACAAUUGAGCGUGUUCAGAGUUCUGGUUUUGUUCUCAGCUUGAGCCCUUGGGAAGAACAUCUUUCCUUUGUUUUCAUGGAGUGAAGUAGAACAGUGACCUAUGAAUGCAGUGUGCUGGGACUUGGAGUGGCCAUAGUAGACGCACCCUGCUCGCUGCUAUUCUUUAAUCAGUUUCAUUUAAUUUGUAUUUGAAAACACUGUUUGAUAAGGCACUGAGUCACCUCUGUAAAGAGAGAGUGCAGUCUUUAUUGCAGUCUUUCGUUUGCUUUGAUUCUCCAUGUGAAGGUUCUCCAUUAACCUUACAGCAUUCUUGAGAUCAUUCACUUAACCUUGCAGUCUGCUGAAAUUUACUUUGGAAAGGAGUUCAGGAGCUGUGGCAAGAUUCUCUGCCCCUACCUAAUAGGCUUCUAGGCUGCGUGCAUGCUCUCAUCAUCCUUUAAAUGCUGCCAGUGGAUGCAGGUUUCAUCGUUUUUUUAUGAAAAAAGCAAGGAUCCCCCCUCCAAAAAAAAAAAAAGACUUGAAAAGCUGUGUCUGCUUUUGCUGCAGUAUCAACUCCUCCCUACAAGGAGGGGGAAAUCCUGUUUUUUCUCCUCUUUACUUGCUUUCAGGAUUUUACAGCUGACAAUAGAAGGUGGCAUGAUUCAGUGAAGACCUUGGGAGUGUGGAAAACAUGGAGUAAACUUGACAAGUAGUUGGCUUUUUUCCCCCCCUCCUUCUGUAUGUCACUGCUGCACCAGGGCUGACUAAUUUGUAAGUUGGUUUUAAAGCACAGACUGCAGUUGGGCAGGACAGCAAGUCCUAGGCAGGGUUCCUGUCAUUAAUUCAAACCAUAAAUAGCCUUGUCAAAACUGUGGAAGGAAUUAGUACUUCAUAAAAGACUUUAUAGCUGGUGGCAGCUCCAGGCUGCUUUUUAUUCCAUUGUAAUCUUAAUCUGCUGUCAUUUACCACUAAAUCUGGAAGGAUGUAUUGAAAACUACUCCUUUAUUUGUGCUUUCAUUUCAGCUACGAAAGCUGGCAGCAGAAUUCAUGCAGACACAUCCUGUGUGUAUGCCAAGUGCCCUGUUUUCCCAGUGUCUCACCUGGACAUUGAGCCGUUGGUACAGCAUAGGUUACAGGAAACAAAAGUCAGUUAACACUGCCAUCUGCAUGAUGGGUGUGCAGUGUGUUUAUUUACAGUUAAGCAUCCAAUUUAAUGUUCUUCGUCAGGGAGGAAAAAGGCAUACGAGUCCUGUAACUGUUUCUGUAACUGUCAGGUGCUUCAUACAUGUGACUUCAGUGGUCAGAAGUUUCCUAUAGCCUGAAACUUCUCAAGAUAUUUUUGCAUUUAAUUUCAUACCAGCCUUUGGAGUCUUUAAAUAGAGAAAGCCAUGGACAAUGUUUUGCAUUCCCCAUGGUAUAACAAUACAGUUGUGUAAAUUCAUUUUCCUUCUGCAUUAACGUCUUUGCAUUCUAAUGCAAGGUACAGCAUUGUGAAAGCAGAAUCUGAUGGCAUUUUCCUGACCAGUGAGUGAUGUGACAUCAGAUGCCAUGUUUGGUCUGUAAAGAGCUCCUUUCACAGAGGCUGUUUUGCAGCACUAAAAGGUGAAUGAUAAGGCCAGCAGAAUAGUGAGAGUGUUGGUGUUUGGCCUUUGGGGCAGCAGCAGCAGCAUUUCUAGACUGAAAGAUAUCCAUAGAACUUCUAGAAUAUCCAAAUUCUUGUCUCACACCUGGGAGUAGAAGAGUAGGGCAGAAGGAAACCCUUCUGUGUAAGUAUGGUACUUAGGUAAUUUCAGCUCUCCAGUUAAAUAUCCUACUCUGAUGUUUAUUACCUUGAAACUUGCUGCCUCUUCUUCAGUGAUUUGCUGCAAGAAGGUGGGCUGCCAACAGGGAACAGCACCUGACAUCAGCAUGAUGUCCUUUCUUGUCCCUCAGACAUGGGAGCAUGUUGACUUUUCUUGUUCUCCUGCCACUCCCUGUAUGCAGCAGCCUUUGCACUUUUGCUCUGUCUCUCAAGCUGUGUCUGGCUGGCUGCAUCUUGGUACUGGCCAGGGGGGGGGGGGG